Messenger RNA from Agrilus planipennis (emerald ash borer), 6074 nucleotides. RefSeq lists its product as uncharacterized. NCBI's taxonomy places the organism in Eukaryota, Metazoa, Arthropoda, Insecta, Coleoptera, Buprestidae. The record is from RefSeq and is a predicted model, not a curated record. The transcript is spliced from 7 exons. Bases 780 to 6074 code for a protein of 1764 amino acids. Gene Ontology annotation, cellular component: cytoplasm.
UUAUUAUGUUCGCUAUACCCGGACGAGUGAUCGUACGAACCGAUUGACUUAAGUCGCUAACACACGCGCAGCAGAAACGGCAGCACAUCGAAACGAUUUAAAAAAUUAACCGGGACAAAAAGAGAAAAACGAUAAAUUGAACUUUUCUCAUUUCGAAACUCCACUGUGAUAAAGGGUGCGCUAACUUUUUCGAAAAAGAGAAACAGAAUAACGUGAAAUUCACGACGCAGUGAAUGAACUAAGAAGUGUGCUUUUGUUGCUUUCUUAUUCCUACUACCUGCUCAUGCUUGGAUGAUUUGUGAGGUGCAUUUAACCGAUCCAGGUGACAAGUGAACCAACCAAACACCCGCAGCAGUUGAAACAACAAUCCGUGAAUUUUUGCGCGAAAUUUUUGGGCGACACCAACCAUCAAAACCGACCGCAAAACUUCUCGGUUUCCAACAAUAUAGUGACCAACAACAUCUUCUGUAUGUGCUCGAAUUACUUCGCGUUUUGGUAAAUUCAAACGUGAUAUCUGUACGUGUUCUUGAUGUGCAUCAAAGAGUCUCCUGCGGAUUUUUAAAAAGCUCUGCGCGAUAAGAGGGUACGUGGUCCUACUGACAAUUGAAAUCCGAAACAAGUCACUGCAAUUUUGUCAUUCAUACCACCGUGUCAUUGUGCCGGCUUGUUUUUAGAAUCGCUGUGGAAUCCGAUAUAAAUUGGAAUUGUAUGUAGUUCGAGAGGAAUUUCAAAAACAUGGAGGUCCUUAGAGGCAGUUCAACCUCUUUGACAAUUUCAAAAUGGAAUCCACAUCAGAAAACGCUGCAAUUGCAAGUGAACAAAGAAUUGUUUUAGACGAGAAUUCCUGGCCACAUAAUGUAACAGAUCCAACAGUUCAUCCAGAUCAAACAAACAAGUCAAACGAAGAUAGUAAUACCUCUAAUACAAAUGACGUUUUCGUACCCGAAAAGCUCACAACAGUUGAGUAUAUAGAAAGAGGAGAUAUAAAAGAAUUUGUCUACACCAAAUAUGAAGAACGAGACAAAAAUGAAUUCGAUCGUUUGUAUCUAAGAAGAUCUUGGGCACCAGUUCGUCCCAAGAGCGACAUUGAUGAACCGAAGAGAUUUACAAUAGCACACGAUACGAUUGGGCGAGACCAAACAGAUACCUGCAAGGAACAAACAAGUCCUGUAAGACGUGGUGCAAUCGAGUCAUUAAAACAAAUUUUAGAAAGCGAAGCCGAACAGGCAAAACCUUCUACCAACGAGAAGAAUCUAAACAAUCUUGAGGAUAACGCUUCAAAUUACAAAAAUCCCACGAAAUUAUCCCCGGAAAUAGUAGAAAAGUUGAAAACGAAAUAUUCGCCUUCUAGCUACGGUUAUCCUAAAUUGGCUCCUUUAACGUCUCCUGGUCUAACAACCAAGAUUCCCGUCUUAUUUAAUUCAAAACCUAUACCACAGCCUAGAAGUCCACAAUCCCCUAAGCAAGAGGUUAACUCCACGGAUUACAAUAACAAUAAUAACAAACCAGAGAAAGAGCUGGACAAGAGCAAACCUUCUCCAAAUCCAAAACCUCGUUACCUUUUGGAGAAACAGAAAAUUGUUGUUACUAAUAUUGAGAAACGCCCGGUAAACGAGACGACAAAAAGUCGAAGCAAAGACAGCUUAGAUAGCGAUUUUCCUAGUGACGUAUCUGCAUCAGAUGCAAAACGCCAUCAUGUGUAUCUGUGUCCUAAAAGGAAAAUUCCCAUUAUCAACAGCGCAAUAAUAAUCAAGGAUCCUCCCACCAAAGAGGAAGAAUCGACUGAAUCCGAAGAAGAAGAAAGAGUCGUUAUAGUACGACAUUCUUCAUCAGAAGAUAGUGUUGAUAAGGUAGACGGAAUACUAUCGCAGUUCGUUAUGGAUAAGAAGGCGACAGAAAAGAAGAGAAGCAACAGCUUUAGAAGACUGUUCAAGGGAACAUUUUUCGGGAGGGACAAGAAAAAAGAUGAAGAUAAAGAUAAAAAUUCCCGAAAACUGAACGAUCAGACAGAUGCGUCCGUUGAAAAUUCUAAAAACUCCUUCGUGAGACAUUCUGUACAUAGACACACGGUCGAUGGUUCCUACAAAACUGAAAAUUUAUUGAACGGCUGCGAUAAUUUAGGUAUAAAAUCUAAUUCAGACAACGCUAAUUACAAACGCAGCAACCACAAAAGACAUAAUGGACGUAGUAAAAGUUACAUAGCGGAUGGUGAUAAUUCUAAAGGCAGAUCGAUAUUGAACGACUACCUCCCGAUGGACACAGGGAAUAAAGACAAAAGCGAAAAUAAAACCGAAACAUACAUAAAUGUACCCAACAUAAACAAAUACAUCGAUGCAAGCAGCUCUUCGUCAGAUAGUCACAAUAACACUUACGAAAACUCGUUAAUCGCCCAAGCAGAAUUACGCCAAGCACAGGAGCUUGGACGUAAACAAAGAAACGUUAAAAGUGGAAUACCAGUUCCGUCUAAUGGUAAAGUGGGGCAAACUUUGCGAAAUCAAAACGACUCUCCUCAGCAUUUCACAGAAACGCCGCCUAGAGCUCAAGAAACUUACCAAAAUGUUCAAUUAAUCAAACCGAAAGCUUUGAUACCCAUUAAUUCCGAGAGACCAUUGCCAAAUCCCUACCGGCAUAAAAAACCAACUGCAUCACAGUCGGAAUCGAUGUCAGAGACAUCUAAAGACGAAAACCAAGAAGUUCUUCGUAAUAAUUUAAAUUUAGAAAUCAAGAGUUACGUUUCGAAAUCCUAUUCUUCAGAAGCGUCUCCUCAAAGUCCGGUAUCACCCAACAGAGAAAAUCCCUAUCUAAACGAUAUUUACGGAGAACCUCGUGAUACCCUUAAUAGAAAGGAGAAACAAUCCAAACAAGAGCUUGUAAAACCAGCCGUCCCCGUAAGAAAUAGCUCUUUGGAACGACAAAGUGACAAUCAGCAAAGUUCCUCACCAGGUAAUCAAUCCGUCAAGUCAAGUCCCGUAAUUAAACCAAAACCCGUUAAUGUGCCACUUGAGGUGAAGAUAAGUCCAGUAUCUUCAAAGCUGUCGGACUCUCCUCUUUCUCCUCGAUCGCGAGACAGUUACGUGGGAGUUCGUGGCUCUCCAAUCUCAAGGAAUCUUAAAAGUCCAGUCAGCCCACUUACAUUAGAGCGGACAAAAUUAAAACUUCCGUCAAACAGAGAAAAAGUUGAACUGCAACCUCGUGUGAAAUCGCCAAUACCCAAAACGAAAGUAAGCACCGAUAAGAUAAUUGCCACGGAGCUUCUUAGGAAUAGUAAAGAACAUUCCGAACAAAAGCAAUCUGAACAGCGAACAAUUCCGGACGGCGAGAGAAGUAAACUUGUAAUAACACGAGCCAAUUCUUCUACUAAAACCGCCGUUACGUCACCUACGAAACUUCCUCGGCCACCAGCACAGAGGAAUAUUUUGCAAGAAAUGCAAGUUGAUUCUCGCGAGGCGAAACAAAACGACACGAGUAAUUCACAGUCACGACAUCCGUCUAAUUAUCUUAUUAAUAAAAGUCAACAGAUCCCUCAACAGCUACCCGUGACCCCACAAAGUCAAAUAAAUGUUCAGCCUAUUUCCUCGUCCACUCCGAAGCUAUUAAAUUAUCAAGCAGUCCGGCAGUUGUCUCCCAAAGAACCCGUUUAUCAGUAUUCCAACGGUAUAGUGCCGCUUCGUCAACCAAUGUUACAUUCCCCUCAGCAACCAAAUCAGUAUUCACAAUCCAACGGUCAAAGUCUUUCACCUGCGCAGUUCCAAUAUUUAAGACAAAAUAUUUAUGUAAAUACGAAAGUUCCAGAGAAAGUCUCUCCCAAAUUAACCCCCGAAGAGUUGGAAGAAAGAAGGUGGCGUAAUAUGGAAGCAAAUAAAAAUAUGUCCUUAAUGUCGCUCCAUAAUUCUAAUUCUUCUGUCGAUCCUCAAAGGGCUUCAAUUAGCAACUUUUCAAUGUCCUCCAGCAACAUAAGUCCCCGAACGAGGAGUUCCCUGCCUCCAGAAAGUUCUCAACCGAGGUCGCCGCAAAAACAGCAAAUGCUGCAAAACGUCGAAGCCUUCUACUGGAGAGAGUUAAAGAAAAUGAAAGAGAAAGAGGAACUUGAUUUUCUAAAUUACAGACGCCUUUAUGGCUACGUUGAAGAUCCGGUCGUAUUUCAUAGAUCGAGAAGUUCUACGCCAAGUAAUCUUCACAAUUCCAGACGAAGCCUCAGCUUGCCGAGAGAAGUCAAGUCGACCAGUCUUUCUUGUCCACCGGACUCUAAUAUUAAUUAUGAAACCAUCAACAGAAAUGAUAGAAUCCAAGAACACGUGCAAUAUAUUCCCGUUCAGAAUUAUCCCCAGCAAAAAAUUAAUAUCGCAACCUAUCCAGCUGAAGUGCAACCGGGGAGAGUCCAGAAUCAAAAUUUUGUUAGGCGAAGCUCUGGUAGAAAUACAAUAGGUCCCAUUGGUUCAACGGCAAGUAUUCAAACGAUAUACGAAAACUACCCAGCAGGUGUAGCCCCUACGUUACUGAAGAGGCAGCAACUGCAAAAUCCAAUCUUCAGAAGGGGCAGUUUAGUAAGCAAUCCGUCUCCUUUGCCAAACUACCCCGUACAUAAUCAAUACAAAAAGGUCAGUUUUGGCUCACAGGGAGGCAACACAUCUCCAGCUUGGCCUACUAAAAACGGUUACACGCAAAGUCCCCCACAAAGGAGGCUCGAGCGCCAAGAGUCAUUGGACGACGAUGUGUUUUUACCGAACUCUCCUCGGAUCAUUAAAAGAUCGGAAAGGGCCACCUCGGAACCUGUGUAUGGUUCACGGUUUCCAAAUGAAUCGCCCAGUAACGUUGUUUACGGCCAAGUUCAGCAGCAAACAGUCGCAGUGGUCGCUGAAUCCCCCUAUGGACACGCGAUUCCAAAACAGAUCACCGUAACGAAUAAGGUUUGCGACAUCUACGGGCAAAUCCACGACAAUGGAGAGAAAGUUUUGAUGUCUCCCGAAAACUACGGCCAGGUCAAGCAAACGGGAAUCAUCUAUGGGACCCUACAGCCAAACGUGGGGUCGCGAUUGUCCUUGGCGUCCCGCCAAAGCAACAGCAACUUGAGCGAAUACGACGCUGGUAAUUUUGUACGUGGUACUCGAUUGACAGCCAGUGUUAACGACAUGUAUCGACGUUAUUCUGAUCGACAACGACUGAACGGUAACGACCAACAACGAUACAUUAACGAAACGAUGAGAAACGAAAAUAUGAGCAAUGUACAUGCCGAGGCGCCCACGAGACCGUUACCUCCUUUGCCUCCCUCGAGAAGGUCCAGGUCCGAUCAAUUACGAAAAGCCGUGCUGAGAGGAAACCCACCAGCUUCCGACAAUGAAAGUAGCGGUUCCGAAGCCGGGGAAAUACAAAGGAUUCUCCAAACCGAUCCCAGAAAUAACAGAAUUAAUGCGAUAGAAGAAGAAUGGAGCUCGGAUGGAAAGCAAGGACGAGGUACCUCCGGCGGAGAAUCCGGAGGUCAAAGAAACGAAAACGAUGUUAGCGACUUGAAAGGAGGUAGCAGCAGGAGUAGCAGGGCUGCUAGACGAGAGGAUCCUCGCAGACAUACAUUGGGUGGUGCUGGUGACCAGAGAUAUCACAGCGGUAUGAGCCAAGGAGGGCCACUUAGUCGAACAAUGGACUUGGAGGGUCAGUUAUCGAGGGGUUACAACCCCCAUUCGAACGCGAUGUUGUUUGAUGACGAUCCAGGAAUAAUGUCGGAGGUUGAAACAAGUUCAACUGGUUUCAGAAGAGGAGGAAAACAAAGAAGUUCACUCCCCGUGGUACGGACGCCAAGUAAAACUUUGGAGCGACCAUUAGGUCUAGUUUUCUUACAAUAUCGAAACGAAACAAAAAGAGCCCUUCUUCCUAACGAAAUUACAUCAAUAGAUACAGUCAAAGCUCUGUUUGUACGGUCAUUCCCGAAGCAACUCAGUAUGGAAUAUUUAGACUCACCUUUAGUCAAAAUCUACAUACACGAUUCCUCCAAGGACAUGUUUUAUGAACUCGAAGACGUAAGGUCUCAUCUACGUGAAAUACGAGAUGCAGAAAUUUUUAUGUGCACUUCGAUUCUGUGA